AUGGUGAUGAUGAUGAUGUCCUACCUUCCUCUGUCCGUGUCCGUCCCUGGUCGCGCGCCUCCAGACUCUCUGCGCGUCCUGCUGCUGCACCGCCGACCCAAGUCUGUGCUCCCUCCUCCCCCCUCCUCCCCCUCUCUGCCUCUGCAGCUCCGUCACACCGAGAGAGAGUUCACGGAGUUCCUUGAGCCCUUUGAGAGAGUUAUACAACCUGAGGAGCUUUGGCUCUACAAGAAUCCUCUCAUUAAGUCAGACCACAUCCCCAAGAAGGUCAUGUUCGCGAUUUCCUUCCUCACCCCGCUGGCCGUGAUAUUUGUGGUGAAGAUAAUUCAGAGGACAGACAGGACGGAGAUCAAAGAGGCAUGUUUAGCUGUGUCCCUGGCACUCGCCUUAAACGGAGUCUUCACAAAUACCAUCAAGCUGAUUGUUGGCAGACCCAGGCCAGAUUACCUCCAACGGUGUUUCCCAGAUGGUCAAGUGAACGCAAAGAUGCUGUGCACCGGGGAGCCAGAGGUGGUCUCUGAAGGACGCAAGAGCUUCCCCAGCAGCCACUCGUCCUUUGCGUUCUCUGGUCUUGGUUUCACCUCCUUCUACCUGGCGGGAAAGCUACAGUGCUUCACGGAUCAGGGACGAGGGCGCAGCUGGCGUCUGUGUGCCAUGGUGCUGCCUCUGUACAGCGCCCUGAUGAUCGCUUUGUCCCGAACGUGUGACUACAAACACCACUGGCAAGACGCCUUCGUUGGAGGAGUGAUCGGGUUGAUGUUCGCAUACGUCUGCUACCGCCAGCACUACCCACCCUUCCUACACAUGGACUGCCACCUGCCUUAUGCCAGCCUUGCUGCCGCCACCAAGAUGCCAUUGCCUCCUCAGGAUGACCCCCAGCCCACCGACAAUGCCACCACCCUUCCUUUGGAGGGCUUGACUGAAGGGCCGGUAUGACUAGUGGCCCCCACCGAGACAACCCCCAAGGCUUUUACAAAGCCGCCAAGCCCCAUU
Nematolebias whitei (Rio pearlfish) is the source of this 993-nucleotide messenger RNA. RefSeq names its product phospholipid phosphatase 4 (gene plpp4). NCBI's taxonomy places the organism in Eukaryota, Metazoa, Chordata, Actinopteri, Cyprinodontiformes, Rivulidae. Gene Ontology annotation, molecular function: phosphatidate phosphatase activity. The coding region runs from base 1 to 936 and encodes 311 amino acids. Gene Ontology annotation, biological process: phospholipid metabolic process. The record is from RefSeq and is a predicted model, not a curated record. The transcript has 7 exons.